This is a messenger RNA of Trematosphaeria pertusa, 1540 nucleotides long. Its product is annotated as S-adenosyl-L-methionine-dependent methyltransferase. The record is from RefSeq and is a predicted model, not a curated record. Gene Ontology annotation, molecular function: thiopurine S-methyltransferase activity. The coding region runs from base 361 to 1209 and encodes 282 amino acids. NCBI's taxonomy places the organism in Eukaryota, Fungi, Ascomycota, Dothideomycetes, Pleosporales, Trematosphaeriaceae. The transcript is spliced from 2 exons.
GGUUACUCAACAUUGAUGACUUGAGUGAUCUAUGACGGCAUGAUGUCACUCAGGACCCCUCCGCCAGGUCGUUUGCAGAUAAACCUAGGUGGUAGGAUAUGGAAAGAAACCCCUCUGAGCGCUUUCGGGCCGCCUGAUCUUACGUCAAAACAGCAAACCCCUCCAGUUCUCCUGAUUACUAUUCUCGUGAGGGGAGCGAACACCAAAGCCCCGCAAUUGGCUUAGUCUAGACGCACAAAACGGAGCUUGAUCCCGCCAGCUAUCGAAUUUCAACACCGCAGCUUCGCCUCCUCUCUCAACCCUCACCCCUUUACACAUUGCAGUCCAGAACACCCUUUUCCCCGUGUAGCUGCUCUGGCCAUGUCGCCCGGCAACGUCCCGCCGAAUCCCAACCAAGACCGCCUAAAGUCCCACUUCACCGGGCACGAAGCCGACGCACAUCCCCAGCGCUGGGACGACCUCUGGAAAGCCGCCGACUUCCUGCCCUGGGACCGAGGCUAUGCAAAUCCAGCGCUCAUCGACGCGCUCUUUGAGCGCAGCGACAUCCUCGGAUCGCCGCUGAAACCAGACGGCAGUAGGAAGAGAGCUCUAGUGCCUGGCUGCGGCAAGGGAUACGAUCUAGCGCUGUUCGCGUCCCAUGGCUACGACGCCUACGGAAUCGAGAUAAGCGAGAAUGCGAUCAAGAUUGCCGAGGAGUAUCUGAAAACCCCGGGCGAAGGGCCGUUGGAAGGUGAAUACAAGCUGAAGGACGAGCAGCUAGGAAGGGGACACACCAAAGCACUGCUGGGCGAUUUCUUCAAGGACGAGUGGGUGGACGGCGCUGGAGGAAUUGGCGAGGGCUUCGACGUGAUAUAUGACAACACGUUCCUGUGCGCGCUACAUCCCAGCUUGCGCCCCGCCUGGGCAUCCCGAAUGGCACAGCUCCUCGCCCCGACUGGCGUCCUCGUCUGCCUUGAAUUUCCUACGUAUAAGCCUCCGAAGGCGGGCGGCCCGCCGUGGGCCCUGCCAUCCAUCGUGCACGAGGAGCUGUUCAAGCGGCCGGGAGAGGAUAUCUCGUACGAUGAGGAGCUGAAGCCGCUGAAGACGGAGAGGACGGAAAGCGAUAAGGCGUUGGUACGGAUAGCGCAUUGGAAGCCGGCGCGGACUCAUAAGGUUGCGAUUGUCAAUGGGGAGGUGACCGACUGGGUGAGCGUGUGGAAGCACAAGUAGCCGUCUCCGAGUCAGCUUUGGUGUGACGGAGAUUGGAGGGGUGUGGAUCAUUUUAAACUUCGCCCUCUAAGGCAGUCUAGGCUCCACAAUUCCGAAAGCAGAACAGUUCGAAACGUUCAAGGCGUCUUCCGCAGCGAAUUGUAGUGCUCUCCCAAGCCGUGACUGUGCUUGUAGUAACCCAACCAUAUCUCGUGUACCUCCUCGGCUUUCACGCCAUCCCCGGGACCAAUCUCUUCUAUCCUCCCGUCACCGUGAAGUACGUUGAUCUUGAGUCCGUACGUUUUCGCUAGCGCCGUAAGCUCCAGAUGGCCACCCCACUCGCCGGUCUCCC